AUGGCAGCUCUGGAAGGUGCAGAAAAACUGCCUUCUGAAGAGCCAACUGUAGCUUCUGCAGCAUCUCAGGCACCUACAUCUCAGGAUGAUUCUACGGUUGAGACUGCAGAAGAGGCAGUUGAGCCACCAGAAGCUGAUAUCAAUGAGCUCUGCAAAGACAUGUUCAGUAAAAUGUCAUGUUAUCUAACCGGUGAAUUGGUAGCCACCAGUGAAGACUACAAACUUCUUGAGAAUAUGAAUAAGCUCACAUGUCUGAAGUAUAUGGAGAUGAAAGACAUUGCUGCAAAUAUCAGCCGGAAUCUCAAGGAUUUGAACAAAAAGUAUGCAAGCCUUCAGCCACACCUUGAACAAAUAAAUCAGAUAGAAGAACAAGUGGCAGCUUUGGAAAAUGCAGCUUAUAAACUUGAUGCAUAUUCAAAACGAUUAGAAGCAAAGUUCAAAAAACUGGAAAAGCGGUGA
Messenger RNA from Staurois parvus, 459 nucleotides. NCBI's taxonomy places the organism in Eukaryota, Metazoa, Chordata, Amphibia, Anura, Ranidae. The record is from the annotation of a GenBank genome assembly.